AAACUGCCUGUUCUGGAUCAUGCAGACUGUAACAUAUAAAAGCUGUUAGCAGCUCCUGUGGCCAGAAAGCUUCACAACCAGCAGAGUUUUGUUCUUUGGGGGUUUGUAAUAAGAGACACUCCUUCACAAACGUUCAUAUCACCACAUAGCAGAGUGCUAUAUAUACUGGGAGAACAAUAGACUGUAUUCUUUUUUUGGUAUUAUCCAGAGAUCUGUUCCCUACUGCCCUGACUUAAAGCAGAGUACCUCUGUGUCCUUUCUCCUCUGGCACCAAAAUGACAGCAAUCACUACAAUCAGUUGUGCUUUCUUAUUUUCCAUUCUCUGUGAAACAAGUGCAUUAGUGUUACCCAACUCCACUGACCUACUCCUGUCAAACAAUAAUUUCACUGACAUUGAGACAGCUUUGGCAGCUCAUCUGGACUCUGCAAAAAUUCCCAAAGCCAGGCGGAAGCGCUACAUUUCACAGAAUGACAUGAUUGCCAUUCUUGAUUAUCAUAAUCAAGUCAGAGGCAAAGUCUUCCCACCUGCUUCCAACAUGGAAUAUAUGGUCUGGGAUGAAACUCUGGCCAAAUCUGCAGAGGCUUGGGCUGCUACUUGCAUUUGGGACCAUGGACCUUCCUACUUACUGAGAUUCUUGGGCCAGAAUCUGUCUGUGAGAACUGGAAGGUAUCGAUCUAUUCUCCAGCUGGUAAAGCCAUGGUACGAUGAGGUGAAGGAUUAUGCUUUCCCUUAUCCUCAGGACUGCAAUCCCAGGUGUCCCAUGCGAUGCUAUGGACCCAUGUGCACCCAUUACACACAGAUGGUUUGGGCCACUUCCAACCGUAUAGGCUGUGCAAUCCACACAUGCCACAAUAUGAACGUCUGGGGAUCUGUUUGGCGACGAGCUGUUUACCUGGUAUGCAACUAUGCCCCAAAGGGGAAUUGGAUUGGAGAAGCACCAUAUAAAGUAGGAGUGCCGUGUUCUGCUUGCCCUCCAAGCUAUGGAGGCUCUUGCACCAACAACCUGUGUUUCCCAGGAGUAACAUCAAACUACUUAUAUUGGUUUAAAUAAGUUAAUGUUUACAUUAUUUAAAAACAAAACAAAACAAAAAAACACAUGGAUGAGUAACAAGAAGCUUGUAUAUUGAAUUUUGCACAUAUUAUAUAGAGAGAUCCUGUAAUAAUACUCUGAUGUUUUCUUUUUGUAUGCUUUUGUAUAAUUAGCUUUCAAAGUACACUAUAAUUUGUUUUUAAACCCUUUGGGAUUUAAGACUCAUGUUAACCCUUUUAGAUUAGCAUUUUGUAAAGGUGAGUCAACUAAUUUUCACCUUAGCAAGUGUAGCUUCCUGAAGAUAGGUUCUGUUAAAAGCACAUUGAAAGGUACUGUCAACUUAUACCUAAAAUAUAAUGUCCUUUUAAAAAAGAACAGGUCUAGAAAGAGAAGGGUCGUUGUUUAAUACUGUGCUUUAAAAAUGGAGUGAGACAUGCAAAGAAAAAAUUUGUCCCCAUGCUACCAAUGCUUCUUCCCAUUUACACCUGUGCUUUCAUCUGCAGUGUCAAUGGGACUCUGAGCAGAGGAAAACAUAUGUGCAAGAGAAACUGCAGGAUAUUACCUACCUCAUGCACAACAUUAAUCCAUUUAUAGUGUUUAAAGAGUACAGCACGCGGCUGCUGCUAUCAUCAAUGAUGCCUGUGUGCAGAUAGGAAAAGUAGAAUCAGAAACCACACUGGCCAAGAUGCAGUAGCUGUUAACUUACAUGCCUAAUCUUAUCUAGAUAGAAAGCUACAUCACUAUAUAUAUACUGGUAUAGUCAAUACAGCCAAACUUUAUAUUCCUGUGUUUUUGAACAUUACAGUCACAAUGGUAUAAAUGUGCUUUGCUGCAGUAUAGUUUUUACUGUACAGGAAGGCAAAGAAAUAUAUUUCUACAAA
Messenger RNA from Oxyura jamaicensis (ruddy duck), 1912 nucleotides. RefSeq names its product peptidase inhibitor 15 (gene PI15). The record is from RefSeq and is a predicted model, not a curated record. Bases 276 to 1052 code for a protein of 258 amino acids. The transcript is spliced from 6 exons. Gene Ontology annotation, cellular component: extracellular region. Lineage: Eukaryota; Metazoa; Chordata; Aves; Anseriformes; Anatidae.